Messenger RNA from Melopsittacus undulatus (budgerigar), 560 nucleotides. Its product is annotated as hydrocephalus-inducing protein homolog. Lineage: Eukaryota; Metazoa; Chordata; Aves; Psittaciformes; Psittaculidae. Gene Ontology annotation, biological process: axonemal central apparatus assembly; cilium movement. Gene Ontology annotation, cellular component: axoneme. Bases 6 to 560 code for a protein of 184 amino acids. The transcript has 5 exons. The record is from RefSeq and is a predicted model, not a curated record.
UGCAGAUGCAGAUGGAGGAGAUGCUGAUGGAGGAACAUGCCGUGGAGCAGGAGAAAGCUCUCAGCUCCCAUCCCCCGGAGGACACUGCCUUUCACCAGCGUGUACAUCGGAGGCUUCUCAAAGCUGAGCUGCCCGAAUACAUCCUGGACCUUGGCUAUGUUGUUCCUGGUGACAUCCACACACACAUGGUGAAGAUCACCAACACUGGGCACUUCCCUGCAUCUUUCCGUGUCGAUGGAUAUGUCCUGUAUAACACAGGCUUCAGCGUGUGCCUGGAGCGUGUGAAGCGCCUGCCCUCCUGUGAGAGCAAGACAUUUGAAGUGUGCUUCGACCCACAAAGUGCCAACGUGCCCCUGGAGGAGGCCCCACAUUCCAGGUCCGCCUCCGUGCCAUGGUGGCUGAGCCAGUCCCUCUGCGUGUCCAGGGACAGGCUGGAGUUCUCCGCUGUCCAGUGUGGGCAGUGCCAGGAAGAAACCAUCCAGCUCCACAACACAUUCCAGGUCCCCUGUAAAUGGUCCAUCAGCAUGACUGAUCCUGUUGCAGGAGGUGAAAACCUCUGA